Chiroxiphia lanceolata (lance-tailed manakin) is the source of this 1763-nucleotide messenger RNA. RefSeq names its product component of oligomeric golgi complex 8 (gene COG8). The record is from RefSeq and is a predicted model, not a curated record. The transcript has 5 exons. NCBI's taxonomy places the organism in Eukaryota, Metazoa, Chordata, Aves, Passeriformes, Pipridae. Gene Ontology annotation, biological process: intra-Golgi vesicle-mediated transport. The coding region runs from base 1 to 1743 and encodes 580 amino acids. Gene Ontology annotation, cellular component: COG complex.
AUGGCGGCGGCGGCGGCGGAGGAGGCGCGGCUGCUGGCCUGGCUGCGCGGCCCGGCCGCGGGGCCCGCCGGCCCUGAGCUCGCCGCCUAUGUGUCGGAGCUGGCGGCGCUGGGGCUGGCGGAGCUGGGCCGGGAGCCGGCGCGGCUCGCGGCGGAGCGGGAGCGGGUCGGGGCCGAGACGCGCCGCCUCGCCUUCGAGCACUACCGCGCCUUCAUCCGCUCCGCAGAGUGCACCGGCCGCGCCGGCCGCGGCUUCGGCGGCAUAGAGAGCCGCCUCGGCAGCCUGCUGGAGCGGCUGCCCGCGCUGCAGGACGCCUGCCGGACCUUCAUGCGUGAUGCUGAGGCGAUCGCCUGCAGCCGGCGGAUGAACAGCCUGACCCUGAACCGGCACACAGAGAUCCUGGAGAUCCUGGAGAUCCCACAGCUCAUGGACACCUGUGUCCGCAAUGGCUACUACGAGGAGGCACUGGAGCUUGCGGCCUACGUGCGCCGGCUGGAGAGGAAGCACAGCAGCAUCCCCGUGAUCCAGGGCAUCGUGGAGGAGGUGCGCCAGUCUGCCCAGCUGAUGCUGAACCAGCUGAUCCAGCAGCUCCGCACCAACAUCCCACUGCCGGCCUGCCUGCGCGUUAUCGGCUUCCUGCGGCGCAUGGACGUGCUCACCGAGGCUGAGCUGCGCGUCAAGUUCCUGCAGGCGCGUGACGCGUGGCUGCGCUCCAUCCAGGCCUCCAUCCCCGACCACGACCCGUACGUGCACGUCACCAAGACCAUCGAGGCCUGCCGGGUGCACCUCUUCGACAUCAUCACCCAGUACCGCGCCAUCUUCUCGGAUGAGGAGCCGCUGGUGCCGGCCGAGGGCACGGUGCCUGCCGAGGGGGCCAUCUUCCAUGGCUGGGUGCUCCAGAAGGUCUCUGAGUUCCUGCAGACGCUGGAGCGUGACCUGGACCGUGGGGUGGGCAGCCGGCUGGACUCGCUGCUGGGGCAGUGCAUGUACUUCGGGCUGUCCUUCAGCAGAGUGGGUGCGGAUUUCCGCGGGCAGCUGGCCCCCCUCUUCCAGCGUGUGGCUGCCAAUACCUUUAGGAAGGCAGUGGAGGAGGCGGUGGAGAAAUUCCAGGAGGAGAUGAAUUCCUACACACUGAUCUCAGCGCCAGCCAUGCUGGGGGGCGGCGCGGCAGUGCUGGUGCCCACGGCCCAGCCCGGGACACUGCAGCCCCCCAUGGUGCUGCUGGACUUCCCUCCCCUUGCCUGCUUCCUCAACGGCCUCCUCGUUGCCUUCAACGACCUGCGGCUCUGCUGCCCCAUCGCCCUGGCACAGGAUGUCACUGCCUGCCUGGACAGUGCCCUUGGAGAGGUGACCAAAACCAUCCUGGCCUUCCACCGUGCGGAGGAGGCGGCUUUCAGUGGGCGGGAGCAGGAGCUCUUUGCCCAGUUCUGCAUGGCCUUCCUGGAGGACCUGCUGCCUUACCUGAACCGCUGCCUCCAAGUGCUUUUCCCUCCAUCGCAGAUCGCGCAGGCACUGGGCAUCCCCCCCACCCAGCUGCAGCGUUUUGGCCGCCUGGGCCGCAUCGACGUGGCCGCGCUCAGGGAGCCGCUGGCUUUCCUGCUUCCACCGGCACCAGGCGAGGAGGAGCCAGCCCAGGAGACCACCCUGUGCCCAGAAGGGGAAAUCGCGGCCGUGCCCACCGAGCCCCCGGAGAGCCCCCCCGAGGGGGCUGUGCUGCCAGGUGACCCGGUGGCCACGGGGUAACCGGGGAGCGGCGCGGCCGG